CCCAGAGGGGCUGCAGGGGGGUCAGAGGGGGUUUGGGAUGGGGAGAGGCCUCAGUGACCCCCAAAUUCCCCCGGGAGCCCAAAUGGAGGUGCCCAAAUCCCACAGGAACGGCCCCAAAUCCCCUGAGAGGGGCAGGGGACCCCAAACCCUGCCCUGGACCUCCCGAGCUGGGGCUCCCCAAACCAUGGAAAUCCCACAUUUAUCCCAUUGCACCCCAAACCCCCCAGAAUUCCCACGUUUAUCCCAUUGCACCCCAAACUCCCCAGAAUUCCCACAUUUAUCCCAUUGCACCCCAAACCUCAGAAUUCCCAGAUUUAUCCCAAACCACACCAGAAUUUCUGGAUUUAUCCCAUUGCACCCCAAACCUCCCAGAAUUCCCACAUUUAUCCCAUUGCACCCCAAACCACACCAGAAUUCCCACAUUUAUCCCAUUGCACCCCAAACCUCCCAGAAUUCCCACAUUUAUCCCAUUGCACCCCAAACCACACCAGAAUUCCAGAUUUAUCCCAUUGCACCCCAAACCUCCCAGAAUUCCCACAUUUAUCCCAUUGCACCCCAAACCUCAGAAUUCCUAGAUUUAUCCCAAACCACACCAGAAUUUCUGGAUUUAUCCCAAUUCAACCCAAACCAUGGAAUCCUGGAUUUAUCCUAUUGCACCCCAGAAUUCCCAGAUUUAUCCCAUUGCACCCCAAACCCCUCAGAAUUCCUGGAUUUAUCCCAUUGCACCCCAAACCCCCCAGAAUUCCCAGAUUUCACCCCAGAAUUCCCAGAUUUCACCCCAGAAUCCCCAGAAUUCCCAGAUUUCACCCCAGAAUCCCCAGAUUUAUUCAGUUUCACCCCAGAAUUCCCAGAUUUCUCCCAUUGCACCCCAGAAUUCUCAGAUUUCACUCCAGAAUUCCCAGAUUUCUCCCAUUUCACCCCAGAAUCCCCAGAUUUCCCCCAUUUCACCCCAGAAUUCCCAGAUUUCACUCCAGAAUUCCUGGAUUUCUCCCAUUUCACCCUAGUAUUCCCAGAUUUCACCACAGAAUUCCCAGAUUUCACCCCAGAAUUUCCAGAUUUCACUCCAGAAUUCCCAGAUUUAUCCAGUUUCACCCCAGAAUCCCCAGAUUUCUCCCAUUGCACCCCAGAAUUCCCAGAUUUCACUCCAGAAUUCCCAGAUUUCCCCCAUUUCACUCCAGAAUUCCCAGAUUUCACUCCAGAAUUUCCAGAUUUCUCCCAUUUCACCCCAGAAUUCCCAGAUUUCACCCCAGAAUUCCCGGAUUUCACUCCAGAAUUCCCGGAUUUCUCCCAUUUCACCCCAGAAUCCCCAGAUUUAUCCAGUUUCACCCCAGAAUCCCCAGGUUUCACCCCAGAAUUCCCAGAUUUCUCCCAUUUCACCCCAGAAUUCCCAGAUUUCUCCCAUUUCACCCCAGAAUUUCCACAUUUCCCCCAUUUUCCCAAACCCCUGGGCUCAGGGGGGGUUUUCCCCUUUUCCCCUGGUUGGAUUUGAUCCAGUCUGGCUUCCAUGGAUCUGCCCCUGCUGGUGCUACUGCCCCCCAAAACCCCUGGGGACCCCCCAAACCUCCCCCCAGGGUGCCCAAAGCAGCUUCAGAACUUUUCAUCUCAUUUUGAUCUCUUUCUUUAUUUUUUAUUCCCCCUUUUUCUACUUCUUUUUUUUACUCCUUUAAUUUUUAAUUCUGUUUUCCUUCCCUUUUAAAUUUUAAUUUUUUUAAAAUUUUGUUUUUAUUUCCUUUCUUUGUUUUUAUUACCUUUUUAUUUCUGUAUUAAAUUUUUACUUGCACUUCUUUCUUUUUUUAAUUCAAUUUAUUUCCUUUUUGAUUUCCCUUUUAACUUGCUUUAUUUUUUUUCCUUUCCUUUCUUCUAUUCCAUUUUAAUUUCAUUUUUUUGGUUUUUUAAUUUCCAUUUUAACUCCACAUUUAAUGCCACCAAGUGAAUCCAAAGCUUCUCCCCACUAUUAUUCAUUUUUUCCUGCUUUUCUGCAGUUUCCCGGGACGAUGCUGUAUUUAAAGAGAAUAUUUAAGUGGAAAAAUAAAAAGUGGUUAAACUUG
Melospiza melodia melodia is the source of this 2048-nucleotide messenger RNA. RefSeq names its product DNA-directed RNA polymerase II subunit RPB1-like. Bases 38 to 1489 code for a protein of 483 amino acids. The record is from RefSeq and is a predicted model, not a curated record. The transcript is spliced from 2 exons. Lineage: Eukaryota; Metazoa; Chordata; Aves; Passeriformes; Passerellidae.